Cinclus cinclus is the source of this 3202-nucleotide messenger RNA. Its product is annotated as cytosolic purine 5'-nucleotidase-like. The transcript has 17 exons. Bases 151 to 1890 code for a protein of 579 amino acids. Lineage: Eukaryota; Metazoa; Chordata; Aves; Passeriformes; Cinclidae. Gene Ontology annotation, molecular function: 5'-nucleotidase activity. The record is from RefSeq and is a predicted model, not a curated record.
UCUAUCAGGGGAGGAGCUGUGACCAGCUCAGUGCAGGGGUUAUCAGGGCCCUGCACCUGGGAGCAGCCUCUGGCCCCCGUCAGCCCCAGCCCCCGUGUGUAGUGGUGCGUGUGUCUGGCCGUGUGUCCGCCCCUCUACAGCCCUGGGGCGAUGGCUUCUGUGCUGUCCCUUCGUGGGCCAGGGGAUGCUCACUCCUGCCUGGGUCAAGGCCGAUCCCCACGUCAGCGGCCCCGGGCUGUCGCAAGACCAUCGGUGGGGGCAGCUGGGGGAGUGGUCCGACAGACGAUCUUCGUCAACCGGAGCUUGGCGCUGGAGAAAAUCAAGUGCUUUGGCUUUGACAUGGACUACACCUUGGCCAUGUAUAAGUCCCCUGACUACGAGGAGCUGGCCUUCAGUCUGUUGCUGGAGCACCUUGUUGCCAUUGGAUACCCUCCUGAGAUCCUUGCCUACAAAUAUGACCCCACCUUCCCCACCCGGUCAGUUUGUGGAGGGUGUCCCAGAGAUGGGAGGGGAAGUGAGUGCCCCCCGCAUCCACUGACAGCUGUGUGGUGCAGGGGGCUGGUGUUUGAUGCCCUGUAUGGGAACCUGCUGAAGGUGGAUUCCCAUGGGAACCUGCUGGUCUGUGCCCAUGGCUUCCGCUUCCUCAAGGGAGCUGAAAUCCUCCACUACUACCCCAACAAGUUCAUCCAGAGGGAUGACAUGAAGCGCUUCCACAUCCUCAACACCCUCUUCAACCUCACAGAGGCCCACCUCUAUGCCUGUCUUGUGGACUUUUUCACCAACUGCUCCAGAUAUGUUAACUGUGACACUGGCUACAAGCAUGGGAACCUCUUCAUGUCCUUCCGCAGCAUGUUCCAGGAUGUGCGCGAGGCCAUGGACCAUGUCCACCUCUCCGUGGGUGCAGUGGGCAGGGGGCUGGUCGUGGGCUGCCUCAAGGAGAAGACACUAGAGAAUCUGGAGAAAUAUGUGGUGAAGGAUCCCCGUGUGCCACUGCUGCUGAGCCGCAUGAAGGAGGUGGGGAAGGUCUUCCUGGCCACCAACAGUGACUACACCUACACUGAUGCCAUUAUGUCCUACCUGUUUGACUUCAGCAAUGAGGACGAGGCUGACGUCCCACAGCGCCCCUGGAGGUCCUAUUUCGAUCUGAUUGUUGUGGACACCCGCAAGCCCCUCUUCUUUGCUGAGGGCACUGUCUUGCGCCAAGUGGACACGGACACAGGGAAACUGCGCAUUGGGACAUACACUGGCCCCCUCCAGCACUGCACUGUCUACUCUGGUGGCUCCUCAGAUGUGGUGUGUGACCUCCUGGGUGUGAAGGGCAAAGACAUCCUCUACAUGGGGGACCACAUCUUUGGGGACAUCCUCAAAUCCAAGAAGAGGCAGGGCUGGCGCACCUUUCUGGUGGUGCCUGAGCUGGCUCGUGAGCUGCAGGUCUGGACAGAGAAGAGUGAGCUGUUUGAGGAGCUGCGGAGCCUGGAUCUCUUCCUGGCUGAGCUAUACCAGCACUUGGAUAGUGGCAGUAGUGAGUGCCCAGACAUCAGCUCCAUCAAGCGUAGGAUCCAGAAAGUCACACAUGAGAUGGAUAUGUGCUAUGGAAAGAUGGGCAGCCUCUUCCGCUGUGGCUCACGUCAGACACUCUUUGCCAACCAGCUGAUGCGCUAUGCAGACCUCUACGCCGCCUCCUUCAUCAACUUCCUCUAUUACCCCUUCAGCUACCUCUUCCGGGCACCCCCUGUCCUGAUGGCCCAUGAGUCAACAGUGGAGCACUCUCGGCCAGACUCAGGGGACACGGUCACUGCCCUUCCGCCCUGGCUAGCCCAGCAUGGUGACCCUGGCCAGCAGAUCUCCCAGGACUCGAGUGGGGAGGAGGAAGAUGAUGGAGAAGCCUGACCACACCCCCAACUGCUGCCAUGCCCGGUGCCAGACCCACAGGAGGACAUUAAGUGGCCUUGGACCACUUGCACUGCCAGAUAGAAGCCACUCAUGGCCAACUACCACCUCUGGUGGCCACAGGAUAGCUGGUAGCCCUGAGUCACGGCCCCUGUCACACCUGUCCCUGGGCAGUUAGAACCUUCUCCUGACUGAACCCAGAGCCAGGAGACGGGCACCCAAAAUCCUGCUAGCUCCUAUAUCCUUUAUAUUCAUAUCUGUCUGGUACCCCUCUAACUCCUACCUCUCCCACCAGCUCAAUGCCUGCCUGGGGCUAUCCAAUGCUAGGGUGAACAGGCAGUGCCACUGCUACAGUAUUACUGGAGGCCCCACUGCAGCAGCUGGUGUCCCAGCAACUCCUGCCCCUUUAGCCUCUGGGCCUGGCCCUGAGCACUGCAAUGCUGGGUGGAGGGGGUGGGGCUGUGGAAGUGACAGCUGUUCCAGUGGAACCCCCUUCACCUGCUGUUCCCCCUUUUCUAUUUAUAAAAGAUACUCAAAACUCCUGGCACCGCAGAGACAUAAAACUGGCUGCUUUAAAGGAAAAGUGCUUUGUCCUUGCACCUGAGAGGUGGGAGCAAAGGGUAGUCUCCAAAUCCUUGUCCAGCAGCGGGGACAAGCACGAGCCCCUGGGGAGAAGGGGUGGCCCAAAACUAUCCCAAAUUCUACAGCAGAGGGAGCCAGCCCCAUGCCAAAACUCUAGCACACUGCUCCGAGACAUCUGCCAGCAUCCAUGAUUCAGUGGAGAUGCUGAGCCAAGGCUGGGGUUGGGUGCAGCAUGAAGGAGAGAGGAGGCAAAAGAGCGUGAUGGGGCCAGGACCACUGCUUGCUGGGGCUGGGUAGAUGACAGUAGGGCUCUGUAUGGUCACUGCUCACAGCAGAGAGCACCUGCCAAUCCCCUCGCCAGCCUCCUGCCUGGUACCUUGUUCCACUGCCUGCUCCAAGUGCAGGGACAGCAGCAGAAGGGGCCUGAGUGCACUUACAGGGUUCAUCUGUCCCCACACCCCAACCAUGUCCAGGAGUUGGGGGCCUGGCCUGCUGCACCCCAAGGUCCUCUGCAACCCUUGGUGCUGCUGUCAGUCUCAGAGUCUGCACAGAAGCUGCUGGGGCACUACAGGUUCCUCAGCCCCUCAGGUAGAGCCAUUGCUACCACCUAUGCCUCCAGACACCAAGUCUGCACAUAUGCCUCUGAGUAGGGGACAUAUAGAUGCUAUGCAGGUAGGGCACGAGGCAGUUCCAGAGCAAAUAGCUCAGGACAUUGCUUCCAAACACUGGG